Mytilinidion resinicola is the source of this 1567-nucleotide messenger RNA. RefSeq lists its product as uncharacterized. The record is from RefSeq and is a predicted model, not a curated record. Lineage: Eukaryota; Fungi; Ascomycota; Dothideomycetes; Mytilinidiales; Mytilinidiaceae. Bases 303 to 1355 code for a protein of 350 amino acids. Gene Ontology annotation, molecular function: protein binding. Gene Ontology annotation, cellular component: nucleus. The transcript has a single exon.
ACCGAUGGGCGCAGUAUGGGCUCGGCCGGUUCCGGGAGUCGGUUGAGAUCUCUCUUCGAAACCUUGAGAAAGAUAUCUGGACCGGUAUUGCGCAACAGUUGGUACGCUUGGAGGCUAUGUGGGAUCUACACCACCUUCUUCCUACCGUGGCACAGAAAUCGCACUAUCCGCCUACGGACUUAGCUCGUAUGGAGAGGCUGUUCGAAUUGAAAAAAGAGUGUUGACCCAAAGAUGGUAAUCCCCGCCACGACGAAUAUGAAGCUUUACGAAACGGCGGCAUUCACACCCGCACCUAUCCCUGGAUGGCUUCCGAUAUGAUGCAUCGAGGAGAACGUCUCGAGGAACUGAAGCAGGACAUGCAGAAGGCGUCUAACUCGUGGUGUAGUGUCGAGAACAGUUCCAUCAAGGAAGGUAAUCGGACCACGGCCCAGGAUGCAUACGGCGUUUAUGCGAUCACUGAUUUGCGAAAAGGCGAGAUCCUGCUUGUCGAUCGUACAGUGGCGGCUGUUACAUCCGACGAGGGAUCAUGCCAGGUAUGCUUCCGCAGAUUGACUGCCAACGCAGUCGAUCUCCUAUGCUGCAACGUCAAGUUUUGUAGCACGGCAUGUGCAAAGGAGGCGAAAAAGUCCUUUCACAAAGCCAUGUGUGGCAAGACUUUUAGGUUUCCUGGACUGAGCGACCUUUGCUUGUUUCGACAGACGCUAAAUUCGCUUUUACUGCGUUGCCUAGCUGUUAUCGUUCAGGCAGACAUCGGUUCACACCCACUGUACAAUUCGGUGGUCAGUACCCUUACAGCUAAUCGCGCUGGCCCUCGACCCUGGAGAUACCACGACGACAUCAUCUACCCCAUCCACAUGCUUCAAACCCUCGGCAUCGACGUGUUCGCUGAUCUGCGCCACGACACUUGGGUCAUCAGGACGAUGUACAUGCGAAUCCUCAACAAUAUGGAUGGAGAAGAGGAAGGAAAUGGAGUCCGCACCAAGUUAUUAAAUCGGCUGUAUUCCAUGCUCAACCACAGCUGUCACCCGAACCUGGACUGGACGCAUCAAUAUGACCGACGCUCUUCAGUGAUGAUUCGUGCCAAGCGAGAUAUCAAGAAGGGCGAGGAGCUUUUUAUCUCCCACGUUGGCGAGGAGGGCAGAUUCCAGCCAUUUGCUGAGAGACAGAGGCGUCUCAUCACUUGGUUUGGUGCUGAUUGUGGAUGUGCGAGAUGUAAGGCCGAACGGCCCGGCGCGGACGAAGCCGAAUUUGCGAGGUAUUGGCGGGGACACCUUUCUGCUUGCUCUUCAGAAGACCGCUCGCAAAACAUGCUCUUUCUCGCGGCAACAGAGCAGAGGAGGACAGUAGAUUGGUAGGUCACACCGUCUAGGGAUGGUCCGGCAAGGUAACAGACUGUUCUUAAUGGUUUGCUUCUAUCUCACUCAAAUUUUACAAUGCAUGUUGAAGUACCUUUGGUUGUGUCCAGGAACGGUCCAUGACAAACAUGGCAGUACUAUGACUCUUGAUUCCGUCGACAUGGAUUCUCUCUUCCUCAUUUCUUCAAGCAAGAUCUGCAAGAGCAAACUUG